CUAUUUAAAAAGGAUCACUUGAUUUAUUCGACCUAAAAUUAAACCGGUGCUUAGUCAGGAAAGCCAUCGCUUAAUGCUGCUUAGAAACGGUGUCAAAUUUCGAACUAAUAAAUGUAAACAUUAUCUUUUCAAAGAAAAGCAGGGAUUUAAAACAGCAAAAUUAAACGAGAAGCGAGAUAAAUUUCAAAAACAAAAAGCAUCAUUGUUAAUCACCAACCAUCAUUGUUAAGGUCUCAUUUCAUAACUAUCGACUUUACUCCUACCUCUGACCAAUGAUGUCAAACUACACAUUAAGAAAAAGAAAGAAAGGAAAGAAAGAAAAAACUCGUCAAGUUGACUAAUCACUGUGGUUUACUACCACAGCAAAAGUCGUCGUUGUUGGAGUGACGAAUGUUGACUUUUGACCCAAGGCGUCGUAUUAUGGUUGCGCGAAUCACAGCUGAGAAUAUUGGGCUGAGUACAAUACGCUAAGUGUCCUCCUCUGUCAGUGUCACUUUAGCGGAUCUGCGAGUUCAGAUAUCUUCAGAGAAACAGGUGGCCUACACAUUGACCCUAGACACAGUGGCUCGGUUGAUGCACUUAAACAAACUGCAGAGAGCUUAAUAACCAGAAAACUGCAAGACCAAAGGUCCGCCACAGUAUUUCCGUCGCAUGUAGUGCGCCUCAACUUAAGUGAGUCACCGAAAUCCAAAGAAUAUAAGAGAUUUGUCCCACAAUCAAUCAGGACAUUGGGACUUUGACGCUUCGUCACGGAUCGAAGGAUGUUAUGACAACGGCGGAGUGUAGAUGACUGAAUUGUGCUUUUAUUGUGUUAAGCAUAUUUCUGAUAUAUUAACAAACCUGAUAAGAUGUCGGAAUAUAGUCGACUGACAGUGGAGAACUUGGCUAAAAUAGACACUGUGCCGAGUCAAACUCACGGACGAAGGCAGUCCGUGGUGACGUCGACGUCCCAUCAGAGCUCCGAGCUGAUGCAGUUACGAAGAGCGUCGCGUUUUGACGGGUCGGGGCCACAGCCCGGGGGGAGGCGGCUGUCCACGUUGUCAAGGGGAAGCUUAGCAGGGAUCCAUAUGAUGCACCGGGCCAGCCGUGGGGACGCUCUCCUCGCUGCGCGCUUGCCUAAAAAUUUCCAAAACACGUACAAAAUGACACCAGAUCCCGGGGAGCGAUUUAACGCCUCGCGGGUCGAGAAAUCUAUUAGCUCUUUACUGGCCUCCUAUCUGGAGGGCGUCCAGUACAACCCUAUAACGUGCGCACAGCUUUCGCAGACUUUGACAGAGGCUGUGAAAGGCAGAGUGAAGGAUAUGAACUUUCCACGGUACAAGUUUGUGUGUAGUGUGAUCGUCGGGCAGAAUACAGGACAAGGACUAUAUGUGGCAAGUAGAAGCAUAUGGGAUGCGGGUACAGACAACUACGCCACUGCAGCAUACUCAAAUGCUACGCUAUUUGCGGUAGCAAUGGUCUUUGCUACCUACUUUGAGUAAAGGAGUCCAUACGGCACCGCUCUAACCACAAGGAUUCCUGUAGUUGAAUACAUCAUUAUUACCAUUAUGAUUCACAUUAUCAUUAAUACUAUUAUCAUCAUUAUAAUGUUUUUAUUUUUGUGUUAAAAUUACUUGGUUGUGACUUAGGUCAAUUAUAAGAUGAUUUCUAUUACAUGGCAGUCAAUCCAUACUAUCCGAGCUUGAAUUAUUCCCCGUAUUGUGCUAAUUGUGCGGAGAAGGAUCAACAAAAACAAUUUGAACGGGCGCUGAGAAAGGGAUAUCGGAUUCAAGUUUAGCACUUUGUUGAUGAUUGAUCUAUAUUGUACUGUCGAGUUAAGAACUCUGCUAAUUGCAAAAAGAUAAAGUUAAUCAAUAACAAACUCUGUCAUUAGAAAGAGAAUACGUACAGGGCUAUUAUUUCAAUCAAAAUUGAAAAAAAUUAUGUUGAAUGAGCUUUACAUUACAAUUGGUGUUAAGAAAUAUAUUGUAUAUAGUAAUAUCAGGUAAAACAAUACUGAUAAUAUACUGUAUUAUGCCAACCUCUCCUUUCUUUCUCUCUCCGUUUUAGCAAACAAUCGAUCGUGUUUAUAUUGCGUGUUCUUUUACCAAUUAGCAAAAUGAGACUUCAUUUAGGGAAAAGGUUAUUUCUUUUUUAAGAAGCCAUAAUUCUAAAAUUGAAUGGCGUCAAAAUUUGCGUCAGAAGCGGAUUUUUGUUUGCGAAUCUCGCAUUUGCAUUUAAGUGCUCCUCUUUGCAUUCGGAAUAGGGAACAAUAAGAAGUUGGAAACAGUCGGUGAUUUUUGUCAAGAAACACUUACAUAUAGAUGAAAACCCCAUGCAUUUGGCAUAGAGACAGCGGUCUUUGCUUGUUAAUUACAGUUUCUGGAGUUUCCCGGUAUUCAAUAAAAUGCGCACAGGUGAUGCUGCUCACUUGUUUCUUGGAUCUGUUUCACAGAAAUCGGUCUUAACUAUGACUUUAAAAAAAAAUUAGCGACUAUGCUGUUUCACAAAACAAUUUUUAAGGGUUUGUUACCCCUAUUUUUUUAGUCGUAAAUCUCAGUUCUGAGAUAAAAUUCGAGUUGUCUUGAUCUCGGUAUUUACUCAUAGUAUUUACUCAAAAGUAAUUGUAGGUCAAUAAUUCGGAAAACACUCUUAGACUACUGUAAUAUCGGAAAAUGGAAGUUGUAUAACUACAGGUCCACUUUCUAAGUCAAGCCCAAAACUUUUAAAAGUCCUUUUGUAAAAAUUGACUCUGCUAUCCCGGACGUCAACCGAAUGACGUCAGAGAAAAUUAAGUGCAACAAAGUAAUCAAUUCUGGCAGUUAGAGACUCUAAA
Molecule: messenger RNA, 2815 nt
Organism: Lingula anatina
Lineage: Eukaryota; Metazoa; Brachiopoda; Lingulata; Lingulida; Lingulidae
Product: dynein light chain Tctex-type protein 2B
Biological process (GO): microtubule-based movement
Cellular component (GO): cytoplasm; cytoplasmic dynein complex
Molecular function (GO): dynein intermediate chain binding
Source: RefSeq, a predicted model, not a curated record